Molecule: messenger RNA, 1992 nt
Organism: Dufourea novaeangliae
Lineage: Eukaryota; Metazoa; Arthropoda; Insecta; Hymenoptera; Halictidae
Product: sodium-coupled monocarboxylate transporter 1
Exons: 6
Coding region: 61-1992 (643 amino acids)
Biological process (GO): sodium ion transport; transmembrane transport
Cellular component (GO): membrane
Molecular function (GO): symporter activity
Source: RefSeq, a predicted model, not a curated record
AGUAACAUAAUACCAGAACUCGCGGAAAAGGGUACGAAGGGACAAGCAGGAGAGCCCAGGAUGACGAUCGACGCGUCGUCCAUGGUGACGGACUAUCUGGUCUUCGUCGGUUGUAUCAUCGCCUCGUUCGUUAUACCGUUAUGGGAAAAGUUACGGGGACGACGGAAGGAGACCACGAAAGCGGACUAUGUGUUCGCCACCGGUAGCGUGUCCAUGGGCGCCAUGAUGCUGUCGAUCGCACGAGGCACGUUGGGCGUCAGGUCCUUUCUCGGAUACCCGUCCGAGCUGUACUACAGAGGCAGCGCGAUGUGGGAGACGAUCUACGGGAUGCUGCUCGCUUACCCGAUCGUGUGCUUUGUUUUCGUGCCGGUUUACUACAGCCUGGGCAUCACGUCCGUCUACCAGUACCUGGACAUGAGGUUCAAGUCGAAGCUAGUCAGAUGCAUCGCGAGCUUCUCCUACGUGAUACGGAGCCUGCUGAAAGUGAUCGGGCUGCCGUAUUGGGCGAGCAUCGUCGGGAUCACGACUAUAUCGGUCAUCUUCAGCGUCAUGGGGGGACUGAAGGCAGCCAUCCUCUCGGACGUUAUACAAGGUCUGACGAUGAUUGGUGUCUCUCUAGUGAUUAUCGUUCGUGGCUUCGCUGAUAUAGGCCCUGAUAAGGUCUGGAACGUGACGUCUGAGCGUGGCCGACUAGAUUUCUUUAACAUGGAUUUGGAUCCAACGCUACGAGUAACUACACUGUCUGCCACGUUGGGUCAGCUGUUCAUGAGCUUGUCAAUUUUCGGCUGCCAGCAGAACUUCGUGCAGAGAUACUGCAGCAUGACCAGUCAACGGAAAGUCGUCAAAACAAUGAUGGCCAACAUGCCCAUAAUCUUCGUCCUGUUCUCCCUGUCCUGGGUGGUCGGAAUGGUGAUUUUCGCCAACUACGCGGACUGCGAUCCACUGACGCUCGGUUACAUCUCCAAGUUCGAUGAAAUCGUGCCGUUCUACGUGGAGGACAAGUUCCUGAACAUGCCCGGUCUAUUGGGUCUGGUGAUGGCAACUCUGUUCAACAGCGCUCUAACAUUGGCAGUCUCGAACCUGAACUCGUUGGCCACGGUCACGUUCGAGGACUUUCUCGGUCAGAUACCCUCGCUGAAGAACCUCAAAGAUAAACAACAGCUGCACGUGAUCAAGCUGAUCAGCGUUAUCUAUGGCGUGCUGAUAGUGGGAAUCAGCUUUCUGGUUGCUAUGCUGUCUGGCGUGAUCGAGUCCUCUAUGUUGAUGACGUCAGCGACGUCUGGUCCGUUGCUUGGUGUUUUCUUGUUGGCUAUGUUGGUACCGUGCGCGAAUUGGAAGGGCGCAGCUGCUGGGAUGAUCUUCAGUCACAUAACCACAUUGUGGAUCACGUUCGGUCACUUGACGAUCAGCAACACGGUCGAGACGUUACCUUUGUCCAUCGAGAACUGUCAUAAUGACACGUUCUCGCCUUGGGUCACCGAGCCAGGGAACCAGAUGUACUCUGUCCCAAAUCUAGCGAUCAACGGUACUACUGGCCCACUGAUGAGCAACCUGAUCAACGAAUCUGCCAGCUUGGGACCUCUGCAGUACCUCUACAGCAUCAGCUACAUGUACUAUGCGUUCAUCGGCAGCAUGACCACUGUCAUCGUCGGGAUCGUCGUCAGCUUGAUCACAGCUGACACAGAGACGGACAUGUACGAGGAGCAUCUGCUUCAUCCCCUGGCGGUGAAGAUGUCCACAUUCUUCCCAGGUAGACGAAGACUGUACGCGAGCAGCACCAGACUUCAGAACGAGCACAACACGGCGAACGCCACAUCAUCCUCCUCGGUGACCUCGAUAACGAACGGCGUGGAAAAGUCCGGGACACUUCAGGGGAUCGUGGACGAUAACGGGAAGCUUCAUAUCAACAUCGAUUACAUGGAGAAGCUGAACGCUCUCAAGGCCGUCUCGCUGGAUGUGACCAACGAGGUGAACAAGGGCACCAGGUUGUGA